UCCGGGGCGUGAGGGGCGGCCCGGCUGGCCCUGCCCGCCCCGGCUGGCCCUGCCCGCCCCGGGGGUGUGUUCACGGCCACCGGCCUCCGUGCGCAUCCACCUGCUGCCAGCCCAGUCAGUCAGCAGCUCCCAACUUUCCAGCGGAGCACACACGCAGCUGGAUCUGUCCACGAAAGGGGGGACUUUUUCUAUUCCUGUUGCUUUAUUGUUUCUUCUUUUCUUCUUCUUCUUUUUUUUCCCCUCUCCCACGAGAUGUUGUUGGCCAGACUCGGGAGACGGCAGCUUUUACGCGCGUCGCGGUGACGCGCAACGUUGAGUUUAAGAGAAGCUUUUUGUUCCUUUUCUCGACUGUCUUUUCUUUUUUUGGUUGUUAGUGUUCCAGACAAGUCCGAGGCCAGCACACACGCGGCGUGCACAGGUAGGGAGUAGGGACGAGCCCUCCGCCCCACCCCUGAACAAAAACACGGGACUGCGUAAAAGCCGCGCGGGGGAUUUUCUGUCAUUGUUGAGUUCAACUUGGAGACAGUCAGAGUGAUCGAUCUAUUGGAAUUGAUUAAAGAGGAUUUGGACCCCGUAUCCAGACAGCUGAAAGAGUUAAAGGAGAGUACGUGGGUGUGACUGGUGCGUGGUCCACCAUGAAGCUGGACGGCCUCUGGAUGCUUCCUGCCCUUCUGGCUUUGUCCGGUUUGGCUCUCGGGAACCCUAACCAAAUGAGCAGCGACUCAUUUGCAGCCCCGCGGGUCUUUAUCUCCUUCAAAGAACUGAGAUCUACUGGUACUGCUCAUCACUUCGCCUACCUGCUCAACACGUCCGACUACCAGAUCCUCCGUAUGGACGAGGACCACGAUCGCAUGUACGUUGGCAGCAAGGACCACAUUCUGUCCCUGGACCUCCAUGACAUCAACACCAGUCCUCACAUCAUCCACUGGCCGGUAUCCGAACGGAGACGGAUGGAGUGUCUCGUGAGUGGGAAAGAUGCCAACGAGGAGUGUGCAAACUUCAUCCGCCUGAUCGAGCCUUGGAACCGUACGCAGCUGUACGUCUGUGGGACCGGAGCUUACAAUCCAGUUUGUACCUUCGUCAGCCGUGGACGAAAACCUCAGACGUCCAUAUAUCUGCAGAUGCCCCAGUCCAGAGGAAGGGCUAGCCGUGCAGCUGAACCCAGUGCGGUGCACGACACACUUGGACUGAAGGAAGAUAUCUUCCAUUUGGAGCCAGGCAGAGUGGAAUCUGGGAAGGGAAAGUGCUCCUACGACCCGAAGCUCAACAGUGUGUCAGCUUUGAUCAAUGGUGAGCUGUAUGCCGGGGUGUACGUGGACUUCAUGGGAACGGAUUCUGCCAUUUUCCGGACUUUGGGGACAAAGACCGCCAUGCGAACGGAUCAGUACAACUCCAGAUGGCUGAAUGAUCCCACCUUCAUCCAUGCACACCUCAUCCCUGACAGCGCGGAGAGGAAUGAUGACAAACUUUACUUUUUCUUCCGGGAGAAGUCCUCCGAGAUGGGCCACAGUCCCGUGACCCAGUCCCGCAUAGGACGCAUCUGCCUGAACGAUGACGGAGGACACUGCUGCCUGGUCAACAAGUGGAGCACGUUCCUGAAGGCCCGGCUCAUCUGCUCGGUGCCCGGCGCCGACGGCAUGGAGACGCACUUCGAUGAGCUCCGACAUGUUUACAUUCAGCCAACACAGGAUAUAAAGAACCCUGUGAUAUACGGCGUCUUCUCUGUCUCUGGGUCUGUCUUCAAAGGCUCAGCGGUCUGUGUGUACUCCAUGGCCGACAUCCGCAUGGUCUUCAACGGCCCCUUCGCCCACAAGGAGGGUCCCAACUACCAGUGGGUGGCCUACACGGGGAAGAUCCCCUACCCUCGCCCGGGCACGUGCCCUGGAGGCACAUUCACCCCCAACAUGAAGUCCACCAAGGAUUAUCCAGAUGAAGUGAUUAACUUCAUGAGGAAUCACCCUGCCAUGCACCACGCCGUGUACCCGGUGCACAAGCGCCCCCUGGUGGUUCGGACCAACGUGGACUACGAGUUCACCACCGUUGCCGUGGACCAGGUGACAGCUGCAGACGGCAACUAUGAGGUGCUCUUCUUAGGAACUGACAGGGGGACGGUGCAGAAAGUCAUCGUGCUGCCCAAAGAUGACCUGCAGACGGAGGAGCUGGUCCUGGAGGAGGUCGAGGUUUUCAAGGUUCCCACUCCUGUAACAACAAUGAAGAUCUCAUCCAAAAGGCAACAGCUGUACGUGUCCUCUAAGGUGGGGCUGACCCAGCUGGCGCUGCACCGCUGCGACAUGUACGGAGAGGCCUGCGCCGACUGCUGUCUGGCCAGAGACCCGUACUGCGCCUGGGACGGCAAGUCCUGCUCCCGGUACUCGUCCUCGCAGAAGAGGCAACACUGGUCUGACCCGUUUAGACGUAGCCGGAGGCAGGACGUCAAGUACGGGAACCCCAUCCGCCAGUGCAGAGGCUUCAACUCUAACGCCAAUAAGAACACCCUGGAGAUGGUGCAGUACGGGGUGGAGGGCAGCAGCACCUUCCUGGAGUGUCAGGCCCGCUCCCCACACGCCGUCAUUAAGUGGCAUCUGCAGAGGGACAACAGUGACCGCCGGAAAGAGCUGCGCUCGGACGGUCGGAUCCUGAAGGCGGAGCAGGGCCUGCUCCUGCGGUCGCUCCAACCCUCCGACUCCGGCAUGUACCAGUGCACGGCCACCGAGAAGAACUUCAAGCACACGCUGGUGAAGCUGCAGCUGGUGGUGCUGUCCAGCCGGGCCGUCAACGGCGCGCUGGUGGACGGCGGCGGGGGAGGGCUCAUGGCGUCGUCCGUCCACGUGGCCAGCACCCAGUGGACCCCCAGUUCAGGCCAGUACAAGGACCUGCUGACCAUCCUGAGCCAACCAGAGAUGAGCCUGAUUAAUCAGUACUGCCAGGACUACUGGCAGUUCGGAGACCACAUGCUGGGCACCAUCAAGGCCAAAGACCUGAAGGAGCUCAAGGAGCAGAAGAAACCUCGCAACCGCCGGCAUCACAGCGACAGCGAGGGGGAAGAGAAGCAGCAGGGAGUGCAGACAUGAGGAGACUGACUUUGUGGUUGAAACGGCUUCAAUACAACCUCCCCCCACACCUCCUCCCCAACCCUCUUGAAAACUGGGAAAGACUCAAUGAGAGUAGCGACAUGAAAGAAAUGAUCCACAAAGCAGGAAGAAAAGCAAACUGAGAGCAAGAGGCUGACAAACAAAACCCCACAUACAUCCCGUCAUACAGUAAGAUAUAUGAUACACAGUAUUUAUUGUAGGUUGUAUAUAAUAUCAUUCUGUGGAUUUCUUUGUACUUAUAGAGAAAACAUGCUCUUUGUGUAUAGGUACCUUUGGGGCAAAUAUUGUUAUUGUUAAUUUUAUUGUUGCUGUUACUGUCAUUGCAAAAGUCAUUUGUCAGCAUCGUGUAAAGUUGACAACUGUUGGGAAUGUGUUACCAGGCGUGAUGUGCGAUGGCAAAGCUACGAGAAGUCCUCCGUGACAGGGGAACAAGUUGCUGAUGGGAGGUGAUGGGAUCUUGUUAUUUUUUUUUUAUUUGAACACCUUUCGGGCGUGUUUGUAAUGCAACCCCCUUGUGACUGCAUGCAGAGAGAGACUCCACACUGCAGUAGGAUCAGUGAAUUACGGUCCUGGUUUUUGAGGGAAACGCUCUUUUCCCUGUGGGAAUCCUUUUUUUUUGUGUCGAUGUUAAAGCAGCACAGUGGAAUGUUUCCUGUUUUUAGCACUUUGAGUCCCCCUGUAGGCGGCGGAGGUUAACGACGCUUUUACAAACACUGACGGCGUUGCCCGAUGCUGGUCCUCCAGGGCCGGAUCUUCCACUGACUUCUUAUUUUUUAGUGAAAAAAAUCAAUAUUUUGAGUUAGUUUCUGCAUAAAAAUGCGUUUUGAUUACAUUUCUAGCGAGAAAUAUACAUUUUACUUUCAUAAUAUUCACUCAGUGAAUGUACAUAAUCACUCGUUUGCCCGUUGUUGCGAAGUCUUUUUCAAGUUACACCAACGCAGAGCCUACGGCGUAGGUUACGCGGCGACGCGCGCCGUACGCCGCUGCGUCGAUUUAACGUGGAACCAUAAAUCAGCUCCCAGAUCUUCCACUGACUUGAGCUGAUGAGGAUCCGUUCAUUUACAUCAUUUAUUGAUGUGCGUUGAAGCAGGGAAACAUCUGAACCACGCAGGGCAGCGGCCCCUCGAGGACCAGCACCGGGUUAACCCUGAUCUAAGACCCACUUUUGUUUGGUCUCUCUGACGUCCUCAGUUUUUCCAUUCCAUAAUUACUCUCUUCAGUCAUUUACAUCCAGGAUGUCCAGUGUAGCUCUGUGAGCUCCAUUGUUGUUGAUGUGUAACGUAAUGCGAUAAACCGGGGCGGCUGGUUGGUUUUUGCUGACAGCAGAGACGGAAGACCGCUGCAGCGAGACGCCACAGACAGCAGAUCUCCUUCAAACGAAACGGAAACUGAUAUUUAAAAAUUCACUAAAGUCCUAUGUGCUGCUUUAAAUGGUCUGGAUUUUAAAUGAUGCUAGCCAUGGCUCAGACUCUGUUAAGGAUCAAAGGAAUUUACAUUUUUUCGUGAAAAUAAAUACGUUUUCUCAAUUGUACUUUGUUUUUAGUAAUCUACAGCUCCGGACAACAAGCUUGAGUUAGACAGCAUCCAUCCUGACAAUUUCGGAUGAAUGAAACAAACUAGUGUUAGAUUGGUUCCUGUGAAAUCUGCUAAAAGACAAAAAAAAUCAAACAUCACUUUAACUGAAACAGGUGCAGCUGAGUUCAGGUAUUUGCACACAUGGCCAUUAUUCAUUUCUUUUUAGAGAUGUUGGCAGGGGCCAAACUCAACAUGCAACAAGCACAUUUGCAAAAUAAAAGGUGACUUCUGUAAAAAGCAAAACCGGUUUAUAAUGAAAGACCUUCAUUGAUCAGGUAGCAGUUGUUAACAAGCCCACAAGACACCUUUUUAAUUUCCUCGUGGAUAUUCAUGUGUGUGUGUGGGGGGGAGGGGCAUCUGUACAACAGAGCAUUGUGACAAUAUUGUGACACAAAACCAAAAUGUUGAGUAUCGGGAAGCUGGCUUUCAUUGUGUGCAUGAAUUUGUGUUUGUACUGUUAUUGUAAUGAGAUGUGUGGUAGCAUUUUGUUUGUUUCUUUUUUCUUUGUUUUAAAUUUCUGUGGGUUUACAUUAUAAUCUGACAGACUCUUUACACAAAACAGGGAGAACAAUGCUUUUAAAAAAAAAUGUAUUUCACAUGUCUCCAAUAUGGCAUUUCUAUUCAAUGACACAAAUAUCAAUUUUAUCAAAGUAUGAAGUGAAAUGAACCUGCUCAUGUGUUUGGAUUGGACAUGAUGUGGAAAGUAGUCAGAUGAAGAGAUGGUUGUGAUAAAAACCAAUGACUCUGUUGGGAUGUUCAUACUUUAAGAAGUCCAUGCUAGGAAAACUUUACUCCAGCUGCAAGAAGUAAAGCAAAGUCAAGUCAGUCCAGGGUUCCUGUAAACAAACCACUUGGAAAAAAGUUCAGCAUCGAUGUAAAGUUGACAUACAAGGGUGUCAAAAGCACCUUUCCAGACUGGUCUCCAGGCUGGUUUCCAGGCUGGUUUCCAGGCUGAAUAAAACCUCCUGGGACUGUUUUCAAGGUGCAUUGUUGGUAUCUGCACCACCAUACAGGAACACUUGGGUCUCUCAUCAAAAUAAGACCACUAGAGUCUUAAAAUAAAAAAGGAAAGAAAGUUUGUGAAAUGUAUUUUUUUUACAUGUGUUUUUAGUUUCCAAGUGUUCUUUACUUUGUGUUUUUUUGCAUUAUCAGAUUUUACGAAAAAAGAAUCAGACAAAAUGCACAGAUGUAAUGUUAUUGUAAUGACUUGUGUAAAUGAUCUUAUCUUCCAGUUGCAUUGUUGUUGCUGACUAAUAAAUUAAAGCUCUAUAUUUUAUAAGAAUGGAAUGCUCCCCCACUUCAUUGUGAAUCGCUUGAUGCUGGAUGUUUUCCAUGUUCUACCCAGAAACCUCUGGAUCUUUGGAAUAAAGUUGUACCUGUUAACUUCAUAUGUAUGCACAUUUGUGAAAAAUAAACGCCCUGCAUUUUAGUGUGCAAUGAUACAGCUGCAGUGGAUGUGCAAUA
Molecule: messenger RNA, 6131 nt
Organism: Cololabis saira (Pacific saury)
Lineage: Eukaryota; Metazoa; Chordata; Actinopteri; Beloniformes; Belonidae
Product: semaphorin-3F-like
Exons: 19
Coding region: 636-3071 (811 amino acids)
Biological process (GO): positive regulation of cell migration; axon guidance; negative chemotaxis
Molecular function (GO): chemorepellent activity; semaphorin receptor binding
Source: RefSeq, a predicted model, not a curated record